GUCUCUGCUGGAUUGUUACUUCUUUUCAAAAAUUUUGAUGUGAGGAUAAACCCAACUCAAACCACACCGUGAUGACACGCAAAUUAUAAUUUACGAUGUCUCUUUAAAAAAAACAAAGCGUCUUCCUCUCACCUGCACGUGCCAUCUCCUCCACUAGUACUCAACACGUUCGCAGGGUCUGUAACACGCGUCGACCGUGCGAUCGGACUAAUGCUUGUACGCCGCUUUCCCCCAUCCCAGUAACCCGCUCGGCCUCGCUCACCAGUCGUCGACCUUCACUACGCUUCUGUUCGCAAUCGACAAUGGCUUCACAGCAAGAGGGAGAGCGAGAGUCCGCUUCUAGAGGAGUGGAGCACGGGAAGGAGGGCAUGUCGCCAGAAGAUAUCGGACAGUAUCGUGUCAUCGCCCAGCAGAACUCUAUCGAGUCCCUUAGCGCAUCGGAGAAGCGCUACGCGAAGGCAAAGAACGCUGGCGCUGCGGAGAUCCACAACACCAAAGAGGCCGUCACGCACGGACUCGACGCCGCAGGGGCUUUCGCCGUUGCCAAGGGCGCCGAGGCCACCCAGAGGGUGCAUGUUGUGGCAGAAAAGGGCAUUGAGGCGAAAGAUCACGCGGCCGAGAAGACGCGCGUCGCGGCGGAAGCUGCUGCACAGGAGAUGGCCAAGAGCGAGGAAGCAGAGGAAGUAAAAGAAGCAGCCAAAUCGAUGGCUCAGAAGGCCAUGGAGAAAGCACAGGAAGCAAGGGAAGCAGCGAGAGACACAGGGGAAGUGGCUAUGAAGAGAGCCAGAGAGAAGGAAGAGGAGGCAAUAGAGGUGGCCAAGAGAGCCCUGCAGUAUGCAGGGACUAAGGGAGAAGGAUCAUUAAAGGACAAGGACAAAGCGACUCUCAAGCAAGCUAAAGAAUACGCUGGUCAGAAAGCAAUUUUAGUCCAGGAAAAAGUGGGAGAGGAGCAAAAGGAAGGGAGAGGAGAACAUGGUGAACCAAAGCAAGCAGAAGUUCCUACUAUAGAUAGCGUUGGAAUACUCAAAGUUAUUGGUGUGGCUGUGAUCGAAAUUGCUAUGUCAACACCCGAUAUGAUCAUAGGAUUAGACCCGCUCGACCCGUGCGGAAGCAAUGCUGUGAAGAAUCACCUUUUACUUCAAUAAGAAUAUGAUGGUCCUCCCGGUAAAACGCAGCGGUAAGAGUGGAUAUCCAAUGUGACGAAGUGUUCCCUCUACCGGAUUUAUGAGUGGCCGAACAGGGGGAAUGACUAGUUGGACCUAAGGUCCAGAUAUUGGAUUAAAAAAAAUAGACGUAAAUAAUAGAAUGGCGAAAAGUUUUGUAAAUCAAAUGUCUUCCUGCCAGGUGAAGUAGAUAAUAAUUGGUUGCUUGCCUUGCAAGUGGUAGACCUGCAGCAGUGCUCUUGUUGGUUAGCAGUAUGAUUCUGGUUUUGUAGGAUCGAAUGAGACUGCUUGCUUUGUCUAUCAGUGCUUCUGCUGUUUGGCAAUUUGAUGCUGAUUUCGUUGGAUGAGAUUGCUUGCCUUGUCCUUGAGUUCUUGGAGCGUUCUCAUUGUUUCCACAUCGUAAUCACCUGCAAACUGCGUUGUAUGUGAAGAAAAGUACUUUCAAACUUAUUCUGAAGUCAAUACCUGCAAACUGCGUUGUAUGUCAUCGAACAGUUGAAUAUGCGGGUUAUGAUAAUUACCUGAUGUACUGCUAUGAGCUCAAGUUCGGGAGAGACUCUUUUCCGCUGAUGCCAGCUUGAUCUGUAAACUGAAGGUGUUAAGUGAUUUAAGAAGUACCGUUGGUUAAUAA
Molecule: messenger RNA, 1794 nt
Organism: Zingiber officinale
Lineage: Eukaryota; Viridiplantae; Streptophyta; Magnoliopsida; Zingiberales; Zingiberaceae
Product: late embryogenesis abundant protein 76-like
Exons: 3
Coding region: 303-1145 (280 amino acids)
Source: RefSeq, a predicted model, not a curated record